Messenger RNA from Erigeron canadensis, 4275 nucleotides. RefSeq names its product putative E3 ubiquitin-protein ligase LIN. Gene Ontology annotation, biological process: protein ubiquitination. Gene Ontology annotation, molecular function: ubiquitin-protein transferase activity; protein binding. Lineage: Eukaryota; Viridiplantae; Streptophyta; Magnoliopsida; Asterales; Asteraceae. The transcript has 15 exons. The record is from RefSeq and is a predicted model, not a curated record. The coding region runs from base 1 to 3942 and encodes 1313 amino acids.
AUGUCCACCACGGCGGAAAUCCUCGAACAAACCACCGCAUUCUUAACCGAAACACUCGAACAACCCGAUAUCCGAACCGCAAUCUUCAUAACCCUUCGUGCCAAACUUUCUCCAUCCCAAAAUCUCAAUCUCAAACAACUAAAUUUAGCAGCCCAAACACUCGAAAACGCCAUCACGACCACGAACACGACCGUCAAAACAUCGUCUUUACGUUUAUCCGAAAAGCUUCUUCUUUCAUACCCACAAAACAUUUUUUCAUCUUUUUUAUUGUCACUUAUAUACAAACUUUGUCAACGUGACAUUGAUGCUUCAUUUGAAUUAUUAAAUGUUUUUGAACAAGACCCUACAAUUGCGCGAUUAGAAGUUGCGCCGAAAUUGUUUGAAAACAUGUUUUUGAUAAAUUUUGUCCCUGUUCUUGAAUGGUACAAUGAACAAAGAUCAAAGAUUUUGUCAUCUUUGUCUUCUUGUUCGGGUUAUGAAAGUGAUGAGAAUUCGGUUGUGAUGGAUUCGGUUGUUUCGUGUACUACUUUGUUGUCGAAAAUGAAUGGAAACCAAGCUUUUGAAUUGAAGGAGUUAGAGAGGGAUUAUGAGAAAGUUCUUGAUGAGAAUUGUAGGGUAUUUGUUGGGUAUUUUAAAGAGGUUUUGGGAAAUAAUGAGGAUGAAAAUCGAGUGAUUGAUCCGCCUUUGAUUGUUCUUGAACCGGUUUAUAGAGAUGGUAAAUAUAAUCAACAAGAGAAGAGCAUAUCGACUGUAUUUGGAUCGAAGAAUGGACGGUAUAAUCCAAUAUGGACAGAUGAAGGAGACCAAUCAACAGGAAACCAAAUCAACAAAACAAAAACUUAUUCAAAAUUUCCAUCUUUCUUCCCUGAAAGAGUCUCUCCAAGGGUUUUGACUAACCAAAGGUCAUCAAAACCGUCACCAAAUAAUAAGGACGUUGGAUCAGAACCCGACGAUAAUUCUUAUUCCAUGUCUUCUUUCGAUUCAGAUGCAGAAUUAGAGGGAAAAAACAUUGAAAUAACAUCUUUGGACUCGAAGCAAACUCAAUCUCAGAAACAGAAAGAACCCAUCAUAACAGAAUCAAGUUAUUUUGAUCCUCUCAUGGAAGGCUAUGAUAACCCGACUAAUGAAGGAAAACACACACCGCCAAAAGAUUUUGUUUGCCCAAUUACAACCCAAAUAUUCAAUGAUCCAGUCACUCUAGAAACAGGUCAAACUUAUGAGCGAAAAGCCAUUCAGCAAUGGGUUGAAAGAGGGAAUUCUACUUGCCCCAUAACUAGGCAGAAGCUUCACAGCACUCAACUUCCUAAAACAAAUUAUGUCCUUAAAAGACUAAUCGCCAGUUGGAAAGAAUUAAAUCCUAGCAAUUCCGGUUUACCAGAAAAUGAGCCAGUAUAUAUCCCCGAGUUGCCUUUGACUUCACCUGACAGUGUGAUUAGCCAAGCAACUACCGAUGGAAUGUAUAGUGAACUAAGGGACGCCAUUACUAAACUUUGUACUUCUGAGGUGUUAAAAGAGGCAGAAACAGCAGUCUUUAAGAUUGAAAGAUUCUGGCAAGAAUUACCAGAAUCAGACAUGGAGGUUGAAAUCCAAACUAUGCUUUCACAACCACCUGUUAUUAAUGGUUUUAUAGAGAUUCUUUUUAGUUCUAUUGAUACCCGGGUGUUAAUAGCAACAGUUUACAUCCUUUCUGAGCUCGGUUCACAAGAUAACAAUGUGGUCUCGACACUAACAAGGGUAGAUUCAGACGUUGAAUGUGUCAUUGCCCUUUUCAAAAAAGGUUUAUUUGAAGCUGUUGUUUUGAUAUACCUGUUAAAACCGUCUACUGUGAUGCUUCUUCAAAUGGAAAUGGUGGAUUCCCUUUUGAGUGUCGUUAGUAAAAAGGAUGAUGAGUUUUUUAAAAUGUGUGUGAGACCAAAAGCAGCUGCGAUUUACUUGUUGGGACAGAUUGUGGCUAGUGGUGAUGAUGGUGCUGUUUUUGAAGUUGUUAAAAGGCUGAUUUCCGGGAAAGUAAUUGAAUGUAUUAUUAGUAGUUUGGAAUCUGAGUGGAUCGAAGAGAGAAUCACAGCAGUACGUAUAUUGUUAAGAUGCAUACAGGAAGAUGGAAAGUAUAGAAAUGUGAUUGCUGAUAAGGCUGAACUUGCUCCGGUUUUAGAGAUUCUUUUUGGAGCAAAUGAUCAAGAUCGAUUCGAGAUUGUACAGUUUCUAUCUGAAUUGGUUAAACUAAAUAGGAGGACAUUCAAUAAUCAAAUCUUGCAUAUUAUCAAGGACGAAGGAAGUUUUAGUACAAUGCAUACGCUCCUUUUAUAUCUACAAACAGCUGCAGCUGAUCAAUUGCCUAUUGUCGCCGGUCUCCUCCUCCAACUAGACCUUCUGGCUGAACCAAGAAAGAUGAGUAUUUAUAGAGAAGAGGCUAUCGAUACUCUUAUAUCAUGCCUUAAAAGUUCAGACUCUCCAUCUUCUCAAAUUGCAGCUGCUGAGACUAUUCUGGCCCUCCAAGGCCGGUUCACAUCUUCCGGGAAGCCCCUUGUUCGUACCUGUCUUCUUAAACAUGCUGGACUUGACAAAAGUUACCGAUCUACUAUGCGAAAAGAACAACUUGCGGCCAUUUCUGGAGAGGAAGAAGAGAAAGCUGCCGAGGAAUGGGAGAGAAAGACAGCAUUUGUUUUGGUGAGCCAUGAAUUUGGUCUUAUAUUUGAGGCUUUAUCAAAAGGAUUAAAGAGUAGAUAUGCAGAAAUUUGUUCUGCAUGUUUUGUGUCUGCAACAUGGCUUGUACACAUGUUGACACUUCUUCCCGACACGGGAAUUCAAGGAGCGGCACGAUCUUGCUUGCUUAACCAUUUUGUGUCGAUCUUCAAGUCUGCAAAAGAUACAGAAGAUAAAGCUCUUUCCAUGCUUACUCUUAGCGGUUUCAUCCAUGAUCCUGAUGGACUACGGGAUAUAAAACCCCACAUGAAGGAUAUCUUAAAGGGUCUAAGAGAGUUUAAGAAGUCAUCUACGGUGGCAUUCGAAACGCUAAAAGUCUUUUCAGAAGGGAGUGAAUCUAGUGCUGAUCUAUGGAAUCAUAAAGAACUAACCCAACAAGAUUGCAGCGCUAAUGGAGAAGUUCUAUCCGUUGUAUGCAUUAAAGACAAAAUCAUUUCGGGACAUUCAGAUGGCACGAUAAAGGUCUGGACCGGUAAAGGUGGUGAUCUACAACUGAUACAAGAAAUCCAAGAACAUUCGAAGGCAGUUACUAGCUUGACUGUUCUGCAAUCCGGGGAUACCCUAUAUAGCGGAUCACAUGAUAAAACUGUCAGGGGGUGGUCUAUUAACAAAGAAAUGAUUCAAUGUGAGCAAGUGUACGAUGUCAAAGAUCACGUUAACAAUCUGCUAGUAGCAAACAGCAUUUCAUGCUUCAUCCCUCAAGGCGCUGGAAUCAAGAUUCAUGCCUGGAGUGGAUCAUCGAAGCUACUUAAUGCUAGUAAAUCAGUCAAGUCUUUGGCUCUUGUUCAUGGGAGAUUGUAUUCAGGAUGUCAGGAUAAUAGCAUUCAGGAAAUUGACUUGGCAACAGGCACUUUGAGUACUAUUCAAAGUGGCUCCAGAAAACUGCUAGGAAAAUCUAAUCCGGUCCAUGCCUUGAGUGUUCAUGAUGGACUCAUAUAUUCUACCAGCUCUUCUAUAGAAGGAACUGUAUUGAAGAUAUGGAACGCUUCAAACUAUACUCUGAUUCACUCAGUGUCAUUGACGAGUGAAGUUCGCACAAUGGUGGUUAGCUCAGAUAUGAUUUAUGUGGGUUGCAAAGGAGGGUUUGUGGAAGUAUGGUGUAGGAAGAAACUCAGUAGAAAAGAAACAUUACAAACUGGUACAAAUUGUAAAGUUAUGUGCAUGGCUCUAGACCCAAACGAAGAUGUCUUGGUGGUUGGAACCUCUGAUGGCAUACUUCAGGCUUGGGAAGUGAGUUAAAGAUCUUGAUGUAUAUUACGGAUGGUAGGAUGAUAGAAACAGAGGGGUGUUGGCUAAAAUGCAUUUCCAAAAGUUCAGGAUUUAGCUUUGUUUGAAGGUGAUAUAUAAUUUGUAUAUGUAUAGUCCUAAUUAUUUGUAACUACCUUCUGUUGUGCUCAGUUGCACUUGUCGAAGUGAUUGAGAGCAUUCAUGAUGGUGUAAAAAGUUCUAAUACUGUUCUGUAAAGCAUCAGUAUUGUGUCAAUAAUCAGGCGGCAAAAAUUCCGUCCUUAGGUCACUAGGAAAAACAACCAUUUAUUGUGUGUUGUGAUUGUAUCCAUGAUUCUUUCUAUUG